GAACAAUGAGUAACGGAGAGAUGUCGGAUGAGACUGUAGAAGUGAAGAGGAAAAGGGUAGAAGAAUGCAUGACGUGCCCUCUUUGUCAGCUGGUUAUGGAAGAAGCUACUGCAAUAUCCACCUGCCUUCAUACAUGGUUUUUUCUUUUCGGUCAAGAGAAAAAAUAGUUGGAAUGUGUCUAUGCAUCGUAUUUUAUUUCAUUUCUAAGAAAACAUGUCAUACGGAAGAAAUGGUAGUUAGUAUGUUUUCAUGUAAUAACCGGGUGGUUGUUGGUGGAUACAGAGUUUGCUUCACCAUAAAUUUGCUUAUAAAAAAUUUGGUCUCUUUAUUUUGAUGAUUAUGAUCAAUAAUAUUGACUUGUUUUGAACAGUAGGAUAAUGUAUAAUUUUGGAGAGUUAUGAAGCAGCUUUGUUAGUAGCUAACUAUGACACUACGCUUGAAAAUUCUGACCAAACUUCAAUAUUUAUUUAAAGAAAAGAAAGGGGGUUCAAAGUAGCCUAAAUUGAUCUGAUAUAGAGUUUGAGUUCUUGUUCCUUUAAAUACUGUUUGGUCUUAGUAUUGUGCUUGCUUUCUUUGUGAAAGAAGAAAGAAAGCAAGAUUCAGUGUUGUGGGGACUAUAAAGGCUAACUGGAUUCAGGUUUGUUAAAUAGUUUUGACAAAAACAAAUUUUCAGGUUAAUUUUUGCUCAUAUUUUCUGAGUUUUAUGGGACCAGAAUUUCUAACUGUUGUAAACGUGGAUUCAAAACCAGUUUGUAGAACGUGCAUAUAUGAGAAGCUCUCAGGCGGGGAGGCCAACUGCUGUCCUGUAUGCAACAUUAAUUUGGGCAGUUUUCCCUUAGAGAAACUCAGGCAAGAUCGCAUUUUGCAAGAUUUACAGGCCAAGUUAUUUCCUUUUAAAAGGAGAAAGAUCAAUGCACCUGUUGCUCCCAAAGCCUCCAGAGUUACCGAACUGGAGAUUGAGUUGGCUAAUGUUCAAAGUGAAGUGGCGUGUCUGAAGACUGAAAAAGAGGCGAUGUCUGAUCAACUCAAUGCUCUUCUUAUGCAGCUUGGCCAGAAAGAUAAGGAGAUCUCUGUACUUCAAGCGAAUAAACAGGCUUUGGAGUCGCAGCUGACUGAGCUGGAAAGACACAAAGAGAAGUUUGUGACUGAUCAGACCAACAUAGUCUCCCCUGAUAAUAAAGAACAGGAGAGCGGAGAAGAACAGGAGAAUGUUGAUGAACAAGAGGAGGCUGAGUAUGACAUGUCUUUUCUGCAGCAAAGAAAGAAGUUUGUGACUGAUCGGACUAACAUAGUCUACUCUGAUAAUGAAGAACAGGAGAACGACUAUGAACAAGAGGAGGAGGUUGAAGCCCAAAGUGUUGCUGACCCUGAUGAGCCUAAUAUAUUUGUUGGACCUGAGUUGAAUGAGCGAACCAGUUCAAAGGUUGAGCUUGAUGCCAAGGAGCCAGAGAAACCGUCUCAAGCACAAGUUGAAUUAUGUGUUGCAAUUAAAUUGGCUAUUACUGAUGCUGCAGCCCAUAUAGCUACAAUGGCAAGAGAUACUCUUAAUUGUUCGCCUGUGUUUACUUAUAAUUUAAUGCUUCUUCAAGUACUGUCCUUAAACUUGUUUCCUGACUGCUCCGAAUCCAAGAAAGCCUUUGAAUCCAUACCGAAGGUGCUCAAUUCUGCUAUGCUUUCACUGCACUUGAUUUGUACUGGGAUUCCACUAUUAGAUGCAGAUGGAGUUCAGAAAAAUAUUUUGUUUUGCAGUAUUGACAUUGUCAUUGGAGGACUGCAAGGGUUCUUUUCUGCCUUUCGUAUUAUGUCUCUCCUUCAAGAAGAUCAACUCCUCUCAAAAGCUCUUAAGCAACUUGAGGAGAAGGAUGUCUCUGUUGACAGCCUACGCCAGAAGGAGGAGGAAAUGCGAAAAAUGGCCGAAGAAGCCAAAGCAGAUUGGGAUGUAACAGUAAUGGAGUUGAGGGAAAAGACAGUAGAUAUAGAGAGAGCGAUGCAGUGGAAGGAAGAGAAUGAUAUUUUAGUGGCCGGAUUAUGCCAGGAGGGGGAAAUGCGGAGUGUAGCAGAACAAGCUCAGGUAAAGCAAGCACAAGCAGAGUCUGCCUUAAAAGUAAUGCAGUUGAAGGAGGAGAGAAUGCGGAGUGUAGCAGAGCAAGCUCAGGCAAAGCUAGCACAAGCAGAAUCUGCCUUGAAAGUAAUGCAGUUGAAGGAGGAGCAAAUGCGAAGUGUAGCAGAGAAAGCUCAGGUAAAGCUAGCACAAGCAGAGUCUGCCUUAAAAGUAAUGCAGUUGAAGGAGGAGGAAAUGCAGAGUGUAGCAGAGCAAGCUCAAGCAGAGUCUGGCUUAAGAGUAAUGCAGUUGAAAGAAAAGACCAUUGCAGGCACUGUUGAAGAGACUAAGAAAGAGAUUCGGGAGAGCUUGACAAAGCAAUUUCAGGAUAUUUUGAGCAGGCUAGGGUGAUUUAGUAGGCCGGUUCUGAUGAUCUUUUUUUAACAGCUGCUGAAUAUUACAGGAACUAACAAGUUAAUCUUUGUUUUUUUUUUUGAAGGUCACAGAGCUGUAGUUGUUGAUGUGUAAUUGGUUCUAACCUGUUAAGAAAUCCUCCUAUGAUUGUCCUCUGGACAGACUUGCUUCAUGUUAAGACAGAUCAGAUAGUGUAAACACUUGGUUAAUCAUUUUAAUUUGUUAUUCUUUAAUGUUGUACUAGA
Messenger RNA from Humulus lupulus (European hop), 2700 nucleotides. RefSeq lists its product as uncharacterized. Gene Ontology annotation, molecular function: ubiquitin-protein transferase activity; metal ion binding. The transcript is spliced from 5 exons. NCBI's taxonomy places the organism in Eukaryota, Viridiplantae, Streptophyta, Magnoliopsida, Rosales, Cannabaceae. The record is from RefSeq and is a predicted model, not a curated record. Bases 704 to 2452 code for a protein of 582 amino acids.